GGAACCGGUCGCCGCGGCCACUGCCGUCCGGGAAGGUCCCAGGGCGGUCAUGGCCUCGCGAGGCGCCCGCCCCGGCCUGCACUCGCAGCGCCCCGCGCAGUAGCCCCGAGGAGAGGCGGCCUGGACGUCGCGGACGGCCGGGCGGGCAGCAUGGAGGAGGCGCACCUGCUUUCGGCUGCGGACGUUCUGCGUCGCUUCUCGGUGACAGCCGACGGCGGCUUGAGCCCGGAGCAGGUGACAGAAACGCGGGAGCGCUACGGCCCUAACGAACUGCCUACUGAGGAAGGGAAGUCCCUGUGGGAGCUGGUGCUGGAGCAGUUCGAGGACCUCUUGGUGCGCAUCCUGCUGCUGGCAGCCCUGGUCUCCUUUGUCUUGGCCUGUUUCGAGGAGGGUGAGGAGACUACGACCGCCUUUGUGGAGCCCCUAGUCAUCAUGCUGAUCCUCGUGGCCAAUGCGAUUGUGGGAGUGUGGCAGGAACGCAAUGCUGAGAGUGCCAUUGAGGCCUUGAAGGAGUACGAGCCCGAGAUGGGUAAGGUGAUCCGCUCUGAUCGCAAGGGUGUGCAGAGAAUCCGAGCCCGGGACAUCGUCCCUGGGGACAUUGUGGAAGUGGCAGUGGGAGACAAGGUGCCUGCCGACCUCCGCCUUAUCGAGAUCAAGUCCACCACACUUCGAGUGGACCAGUCCAUCCUGACAGGGGAAUCCGUGUCUGUGACCAAGCACACGGAUGCCAUUCCAGACCCCCGAGCCGUGAACCAGGACAAGAAGAACAUGCUAUUUUCUGGCACCAAUAUUGCAUCAGGGAAAGCCCUGGGUGUGGCUGUGGCCACAGGCCUGCACACAGAGCUGGGCAAGAUUCGGAGCCAGAUGGCAGCUGUGGAGCCUGAGCGAACGCCACUGCAGCGCAAGCUGGAUGAAUUUGGGAGGCAGCUGUCCCACGCCAUCUCUGUGAUCUGCGUGGCUGUGUGGGUCAUCAACAUUGGCCACUUUGCUGACCCAGCCCAUGGUGGAUCCUGGCUUCGUGGUGCCGUCUACUACUUCAAGAUUGCCGUCGCCCUCGCUGUGGCUGCCAUCCCUGAGGGCCUCCCGGCAGUCAUCACGACGUGCCUGGCACUCGGCACAAGGCGUAUGGCACGUAAGAAUGCCAUUGUACGGAGCCUGCCCUCUGUGGAGACCCUGGGCUGCACCUCCAUCAUCUGCUCUGACAAGACAGGGACACUCACCACCAACCAGAUGUCUGUCUGCAGGAUGUUCGUGGUAGCUGAAGCAGAGGCAGGCACCUGUCGUUUGCACGAAUUCACCAUCUCGGGCACCACGUACACCCCAGAGGGCGAAGUGCGCCAAGGCGAGCAGCCUGUGCGCUGUGGGCAGUUUGAUGGACUUGUGGAGCUGGCGACCAUCUGCGCCCUUUGCAAUGAUUCCGCACUGCAUUACAAUGAGGCCAAGGGCGUGUAUGAGAAGGUAGGAGAGGCCACGGAGACAGCGCUGACUUGCCUAGUAGAAAAGAUGAACGUGUUUGACACGGACCUGAAAGCACUGUCCCCGGUGGAGCGUGCUGGAGCCUGCAACUCGAUCAUCAAGCAACUCAUGCGGAAGGAGUUCACCCUUGAGUUCUCCCGGGACCGGAAGUCCAUGUCUGUGUACUGCACACCUGCCUGUCCUGACCCCAAGGCCCAGGGCAGCAUGAUGUUUGUGAAGGGAGCUCCUGAGAGCGUAAUUGAGCGCUGUAGUUCAGUUAGAGUGGGGAGCAAAACAGCCCCUCUGACCACCGUCUCCAGAGAACAUAUCCUGGCCAAGAUCCGGGAUUGGGGCUCAGGCUGUGACACACUGCGAUGCUUGGCACUGGCCACCAGGGACACACCCCCAAGGAAGGAGGACAUGCAACUGGACGACUGUAGCCGGUUUGUGCAGUAUGAGACAGACCUGACCUUCGUGGGCUGUGUGGGCAUGUUAGACCCUCCAAGACCAGAGGUUGCUGCAUGUAUCAAACGCUGCUCCCGGGCAGGCAUUCGGGUGGUCAUGAUCACAGGGGACAACAAAGGCACAGCUGUGGCCAUCUGCCGCCGACUUGGCAUCUUUGGGGACACAGAGGAUGUGCUGGGCAAGGCCUACACAGGCCGUGAAUUUGAUGACCUCAGCCCAGAGCAGCAGCGCCAGGCUUGCCGUACCGCCCGCUGCUUUGCCCGUGUGGAGCCCGCACACAAGUCUCGAAUCGUGGAGAACCUGCAGUCCUUUAAUGAGAUCACUGCCAUGACAGGUGAUGGGGUGAAUGACGCCCCAGCCCUGAAGAAGGCAGAGAUCGGCAUCGCCAUGGGGUCAGGCACUGCUGUGGCCAAAUCAGCAGCAGAGAUGGUACUGUCAGAUGACAACUUUGCCUCCAUUGUGGCUGCAGUAGAGGAAGGCCGGGCCAUCUACAACAACAUGAAGCAAUUCAUCCGCUACCUCAUCUCCUCCAAUGUUGGCGAGGUUGUCUGCAUCUUCCUCACAGCAAUUCUGGGCCUGCCCGAAGCCCUGAUCCCUGUGCAGCUGCUCUGGGUGAACCUAGUGACAGAUGGCCUACCUGCCACGGCACUUGGCUUCAACCCGCCAGAUCUGGACAUCAUGGAGAAGCUGCCCCGGAACCCCCGAGAGGCUCUCAUCAGUGGCUGGCUUUUUUUCCGAUAUUUGGCUAUUGGAGUGUAUGUAGGCCUGGCUACUGUGGCUGCUGCCACCUGGUGGUUCCUGUAUGACUCCGAGGGACCUCGAGUCACCUUCUAUCAGCUGAGGAACUUCCUGAAGUGCUCCGAAGAAAACCCGCUCUUCGCCGGUAUUGACUGCGAGGUGUUUGAGUCCCGCUUCCCCACAACCAUGGCCCUUUCUGUGCUUGUGACCAUUGAAAUGUGCAACGCCCUCAACAGUGUCUCAGAGAACCAGUCACUGCUGCGCAUGCCGCCCUGGCUGAAUCCUUGGCUGCUGGGGGCUGUGGUCAUGUCCAUGGCCCUGCACUUUCUCAUCCUCCUGGUGCCGCCUCUGCCUCUUAUUUUCCAGGUGACCCCACUGAGCGGCCGGCAGUGGGGGGUGGUGCUCCAGAUGUCUCUGCCUGUCAUUCUGCUCGAUGAGGCCCUCAAAUAUCUGUCCAGGAAUCACAUGGAUGAAAAAAAGGACCUGCAGUAACCCUGGGAGCAGAGCGGAGCCUCCAGUGUGCGCCUCAGACUGAUAGUGUCCGAGCAUUCAUCCUCAUUCCCGCCUGCCACCACACCCAGCCACCAGGCUCCUGGACCCUGCUGAACAGAGCAGCCCUGAAACAAGACCGCCACCUCCAUGCCCAGUCCCAGGUUCCUGUCUCCACUCCCUUCUGCUCUGACCCAGAAGCUGAGCCCAGGAUGGGCAGCUAAGAAGCCAGAGCUGACUGCAGGGCCACCCCACUUUCCCCCACAGCUCUGCAACCUUUCCCCUGCUCACUCGGCGUGCUUGGUAACUAGUACCUCUGCCCUGACGGAGGACUCCCGGGCCUUCUCACAGACUCUGACCUCUUACUUAGUUUGGAUCUGCAGCCUGGUCAGCUGUGGGAAGGAGGAGGCAGGGGGGCCCAGCUGGGCCCAGCUGUGAGCAUGAGGAGGGACAGCCUUCCGCUUGGCUCUGCCUCCACCAAGUCCACUCCUGAGAGCCGGAGCCUGUGUCUGUUUAUACAUGUGCCGGCCCCAGGGGGUUGAGGGAUCACAGACAGAUAGGAACAUAAGAAGCAGGCGGAGGGCCUGGAUGAGGACUCCCUUUCCAAGGAGGCAGCUGGUUUCCACAGCUCAGGUUGAUCCGGGUGCCCUGGUGCCUGAGACUGAGGACAUCCCUGGGUCCAUGGCAGCUCGUUCUGCCACUAGUCUGGCAUUAGGCCAUGCCACUUGCUGCAGGGCUGGGGGAUUGAGUCUCCUGGAUCCCUGCCAUUACUUCUUGCCCCGCUCUUUCCAUCAUACAUCUUUGAGUCAAAUAUAUGUCCCUAGGAAAUGACUCCGAAAGGGACUUCCUCCCAUACCUCCCCACUGAAAGAAAGUAUCUCAUGGGAGAUUUAUCAGAUAAACUUGUUUUGGUGUUAUUUGGGAUUUUUUUUUUCCUCUUAACUCUGCUGUUGCUCCUUUGACAAAAACUAGCUAAGUAAGUAAGGAUCACAGAAAACGGAUCUGGGUGACCUAGCUCUUCCUUGAGUGUGUACAAUGCGAUUGUUUUAUAUGUAAAUCAAGAUUCACAUCACUGUCCUGACCCCCAGUAAAAGCCUGCCUUGCCGACAGACAAACUCCACGGGUGACGGCCCGCUCUCCUGCACAUCCUCCCUCCCCUCUGGUGGGAUCUGGAGGGGCCUCAGAGAGAAACAGAGUUGGAGGGAUGGUUUGGCAGGAGCAAAGCGCGAGGCCCACCUGCUGACGUGCUUUCUGGUAGAGAAAUAAAGGCGUGUGUCUGGGCUAUUGGA
Meriones unguiculatus (Mongolian gerbil) is the source of this 4435-nucleotide messenger RNA. RefSeq names its product ATPase sarcoplasmic/endoplasmic reticulum Ca2+ transporting 3 (gene Atp2a3). The coding region runs from base 151 to 3150 and encodes 999 amino acids. The transcript has 21 exons. The record is from RefSeq and is a predicted model, not a curated record. Lineage: Eukaryota; Metazoa; Chordata; Mammalia; Rodentia; Muridae. Gene Ontology annotation, biological process: calcium ion transmembrane transport; intracellular calcium ion homeostasis. Gene Ontology annotation, molecular function: ATP binding; ATP hydrolysis activity; P-type calcium transporter activity. Gene Ontology annotation, cellular component: membrane.